Messenger RNA from Emiliania huxleyi CCMP1516, 204 nucleotides. RefSeq lists its product as hypothetical. The record is from RefSeq and is a predicted model, not a curated record. NCBI's taxonomy places the organism in Eukaryota, Haptophyta, Isochrysidales, Noelaerhabdaceae. The transcript has 4 exons. The coding region runs from base 1 to 204 and encodes 67 amino acids.
AUGGCGGCGGCAGCCCGAGCGCUGCACACGCCUGUGCCAUCUGAAACCGGCGUUGUGCGCGGCAAGCAUCGUCUUUUGCUGCUGCAGCUGCAGCUGCAGCAUCUGGACGUGGUGCUGUCGCUGCAGCAGAGCCAGGGCUUUCUUGCCCGCAACCCGAUCCCGAUCAUCCGGCCCGCUGGAGACUAUGGAGAGUUCACGUCAUGA